AUUGAAGACGAGGUUUUGGAAAACUUGGGAUCAUCCUGAACUUUUCCUUUUUCUAAAAGAUUGAUCCAUCAACAUGGAAGAAAUCCCACCACCGAACCAGACCCAGGAUGAAGACAGAAACGGCCAUGAACAUGAAGAGUUCAGUACUCUAGUUGUCGUUGAAUUUAAGUCUUCUAUAGACCCAGCUUGUGUGGAAUGGUUCUUGUCCAAAGUUGACGCUUCCCGCAGCAACGAUGGAGCAGAGAUGCAAGCACAGAUAGCUGCUGACGAGGAAGGAAAGGAUACUGUUGUGCAUAUCAGCGCAUCAACCAACCGCUUGCUAGCAGCAGCUGAAUUGAUGGAACUGAGGAAGCCAUGCAUCGAUGGAACACUUCGAGAAUUCUCCCUGGCAGAGGUUGAACAUUACAAAGGCUCAGGCGAUCUGGACACCUUUUUGACAACAGCUGAGAAACAACGUAUCGUCUGCCACGAAAUUGAGAACAUCCGUGCAACUGAGGCAGAUACUCAAAUACCUGGCUACGAAAGUAAAUUAAAAGGUCUUUACCCUGGAGAAUCAAUUGUUGGUAGGAUGGUCCAUGACGGUCUCAUUGUGCAGCUUUUUCCCCUCCACGAGGAAGAAGAGCUAAAGUCACUCACCGAAGAAUGGUUUGGUAGCUGGAGGACCCUACUUCAUGUCAGACAGCCUGUGGAGAAAGUGAGAAAGUAUUUUGGAGAAACUUACGCAAUGUACUUUGCCUUCCUCGGCCAUUACACAAAGGCGCUGAUUCCACCGUCGAUGAUCAGCAUCUUCUACAUCAUCUUCACACUAGAUGGCGUCUUCAAGCAGACGUUCUUCUGCGUUUUCAAUCUGAUCUGGGUGACGCUAUUCCUCGAGAUGUGGAAACGGAACAGUGCCGAACAUGCCUAUACCUGGGGUACCCUCAAUACGAAGCUUACCGAGGAGCCGCGGGCCGCAUUCCAUGGGCGGAUGGGCGUUAACUUAAUCACAGGGAAACCGGAACCAAAAUACUCCAAGAAGAAACGUCUGCUGAAGUUCUACGGUGUCUCUCUCCCAUCGAUGAUUGCUGGACUCUUGUUUUGUUUCUUCAUGAUGAUGGUCUAUUUUUGGUUCCAAGACUUCACUGAGGCCAUCUAUCAGAAGGAUCCGUCAACGGCCAAUUCAAUCCUGAAUCUUAUGCCGAGUGUUGUGUAUGCUGUCAUGAUCGGCGUUGCUAAUGCUGUGUAUCGUCCCCUGGCCGUCAUGCUGAAUGAAUGGGAGAAUCACCGCCUCCAGUCUUCUUAUGAUAACCAUUUGAUUGUGAAGCUCCUCCUGUUUUACUCAGCCAACUGCUUCAUGUCACUUUUCUGGAUUGCCUUCGUGCGCCAAAACAUGGAAGAGCUCAGAAUGACUCUCAUGACAUUAUUGAUCAUCCAACAAUUGAUAGGACAGGUCAGGGAAUCGUUGAUUCCGUUCCUGACAAUCAAGUAUGGCGAGGAACUCAAGAAGACUGUCCAAGCAGGUUUGGGGGGAAUCAAGAGGUUAAACCCCAUGCGUUUGGGCAAGAAACUGCUGAGCUCAGAGACUGGCCAUCAGGCCGAUAUCGAGAGAAAAAUGGCCCCAUCUGAGGGUGUUCUUGACGAGUAUCUGGAGAUCUUCCUCCAGUUUGGCUAUGUGUUCUUGUUCUCCUCUGUCUUCCCUUCAGCCGCUAUUUGGGCAUUUAUCAACAACAUGAUGGAGAUCAGGACCGACGCUCUCAAAAUGUGCAAACUCUUCCAGCGGCCAUUUCCCCAACCGGCAGCUGGUAUCGGAGCAUGGCAGCUCGCCUUUGAACUGAUGGGUGUUCUUGCUGUUAUCACCAACUGUGCCUUACUAGGAUUGUCACCAUUUGCUCAGGCCUUAGUUCCAACAGUUGGACCAGUCAAACUUGUUCUCAUCAUUGUAGCAGUCGAGCAUGCUGUGAUGUUCUUCAAGUCGACCCUCGACUUUCUGAUUCCUGACGUACCAAAGUGGGUCCAGAUUGCCGUUGCAAAGCAGGAGUACCAAUCAAAACAGGCAUGGAGAAAACAGAAAUCCGAAGAGUUGAGGAAACUUCUCAAGUCAAGAGGUCGAAAGAUAUUGAAAGUAGAUGUUUAAAUGUCCGUGGUGGCAGUUCUGCUACUUGUCAUGUUGUUUCUUGCUGUAGGAUCAGAUCUUAGAAUGUUUAUUUAACAAGAAAAUUUAACAUAGUUAACGUAUAGCCUUUUGUAAUGGGUUGGUUAAGAAUUAAAGGGGACCUUAAGGAGGAGCUUGGGGGCCAAACUGGUGGUCUUUUGGUGACUGAUAUGCGUAGUAAGGGGGCUGGGUCGUGCGUAUUUGAGCAUUACAUGUAGAUAUUCCUGAUACAACCAUGAAUAGCUGCGAUAUACUGUGAGAUAGAUAGACCACUAUUGGCAACGUUUUGUAACUUAUUCUAACCUACCAUACUCCUGUCUCUAUACUCCCUUCAAGUGCUUGUUUAUUCAAGACAGUUGUUCAAUCUUGCUAUGGUAGUACAGUGUAGUUGCAGAUAACCAGAACAUUGGGUGAUAUGAAUAAAGACUAGCAAAUGCUUUUACUUCAAUUUUGUACAGAAAGGCCAAGUGUAAAUGUACAUGGAGUUUUAGAUAAAAGCAUUUACUACUCUUUAUUCAUAUCACCCAUUGUUGAGUUUCUGUGAGCGCUUUGAGCUAUUGAAAUAACUGGAUGCAGCAGCUAUCUUCGCUGAGGGAUUUUGAUCGGGUGACUGAAAUUUUGUAUUUGGUGACAGAUUAUGUGGGAUCUUCCCCUCUGGUUUUUGGCUCUUAUGUUUAUGCCUAUUCUUAUUAAAAUAGUAUUUGUACAUCUUUCAAAACAACGGCAACACAGUAAUGUAUAUGUGGUACGUAUAAACACAAUUAGAACAUUUCUAAUUGACAAAUUCCAAAUUUUUUACGAAUGGCGUUGGCCUAUGAAGCCAUUGUCAAUAACAAAUUGUAUGAUGUCGAAAUUAAUAAUCUAGUCACUGUAUUCAUAUCAGUUUGUUUUUUGAAGAAAAAAUUUUUUAGGUUCUUUGGGUUAUAAUCAUUGUUGUGAUAAAUAUACAAAUCCAUGAGGAAUUUUGGAAAGUGUAUUAAAAAUUGUUUGCCUUUUGAUCAAAAUAUUUCAGGCUUGUACCGGUUCAGUGUGUGGACUUGUUUAAUACACAUCAUUAAUGACUGCUAUUUCGGGUGUUGAUGCGACUGCUGGAUUUAGGUGUGUAGGCCUAUAUGCUAGCUUCAGUGAAACUAUGCUGAUGUGACUGCUGGAUUUAGGUGUGUAGGCCUAUAUGCUAGCUUCAGUGAAACUAUGCUGAUGCGACUGCUGGAUUUAGGUGUGUAGGCCUAUAUGCUGGCUCCAAUGAAACUAUGCUGAUGCGACUGCUGGAUUUAGGUGUGUAGGCCUAUAUGCUAGCUUCAGUGAAACUAUGCUGAUGCGACUGCUGGAUUUAGGUGUGUAGGCCUAUAUGCUGGCUUCAAUUAAACUAUGCUAUUGCAAAGUUCUCCUUAGUUUUCCAUGGUGAUAUUUUAUUGUUGAUUUGUAUUUUGACAGAUAGUAAAGUAUCUGUUGAUAAAGAUACUGAUAUCAGUACAAUUUUGAAUCAAACUGUAAAUCGUAAUAUUUUUGCAGGAAAUAAUCUCAAUAUGGAAAAAAACUUGCCAAAACAUAUUUUUGGUUGGAAAAAUUUAACAAAAGUUUGUUAUCUGCUAAAAUAAGUCAGUGAGUGUUUAAUUUUUCAGAAAUUUGCAAAAGUGACUACAAAAAUGUCUGGACUAAUAAAUGCAUUUCUCUAAUAAAUGACUAAUGUUCUAAUUGUGUUUAUACGUACCAAAUAUACAUUACUGUGUUGCCGUUGUUUUGAAAGAUGUUCAAUCUUGCUAUGGUAGUACAGUGUAGUUGCAGAUAACCAGAACAUUGGGUGAUAUGAAUAAAGACUAGCAAAUGCUUUUACUUCAAUUUUGUACAGAAAGGCCAAGUGUAAAUGUACAUGGAGUUUUAGAUAAAAGCAUUUACUACUCUUUAUUCAUAUCACCCAUUGUUGAGUUUCUGUGAGCGCUUUGAGCUAUUGAAAUAACUGGAUGCAGCAGCUAUCUUCGCUGAGGGAUUUUGAUCGGGUGACUGAAAUUUUGUAUUUGGUGACAGAUUAUGUGGGAUCUUCCCCUCUGGUUUUUGGCUCUUAUGUUUAUGCCUAUUCUUAUUAAAAUAGUAUUUGUACAUCUUUCAAAACAACGGCAACACAGUAAUGUAUAUUUGGUACGUAUAAACACAAUUAGAACAUUUCUAAUUGACAAAUUCCAAAUUUUUUACGAAUGGCGUUGGCCUAUGAAGCCAUUGUCAAUAACAAAUUGUAUGAUGUCGAAAUUAAUAAUCUAGUCACUGUAUUCAUAUCAGUUUGUUUUUUGAAGAAAAAAUUUUUUAGGUUCUUUGGGUUAUAAUCAUUGUUGUGAUAAAUAUACAAAUCCAUGAGGAAUUUUGGAAAGUGUAUUAAAAAUUGUUUGCCUUUUGAUCAAAAUAUUUCAGGCUUGUACCGGUUCAGUGUGUGGACUUGUUUAAUACACAUCAUUAAUGACUGCUAUUUCGGGUGUUGAUGCGACUGCUGGAUUUAGGUGUGUAGGCCUAUAUGCUAGCUUCAGUGAAACUAUGCUGAUGUGACUGCUGGAUUUAGGUGUGUAGGCCUAUAUGCUAGCUUCAGUGAAACUAUGCUGAUGCGACUGCUGGAUUUAGGUGUGUAGGCCUAUAUGCUGGCUCCAAUGAAACUAUGCUGAUGCGACUGCUGGAUUUAGGUGUGUAGGCCUAUAUGCUAGCUUCAGUGAAACUAUGCUGAUGCGACUGCUGGAUUUAGGUGUGUAGGCCUAUAUGCUGGCUUCAAUUAAACUAUGCUAUUGCAAAGUUCUCCUUAGUUUUCCAUGGUGAUAUUUUAUUGUUGAUUUGUAUUUUGACAGAUAGUAAAGUAUCUGUUGAUAAAGAUACUGAUAUCAGUACAAUUUUGAAUCAAACUGUAAAUCGUAAUAUUUUUGCAGGAAAUAAUCUCAAUAUGGAAAAAAACUUGCCAAAACAUAUUUUUGGUUGGAAAAAUUUAACAAAAGUUUGUUAUCUGCUAAAAUAAGUCAGUGAGUGUUUAAUUUUUCAGAAAUUUGCAAAAGUGCAAAAAAUAAGAUGGUGCGAAUAUUUUGUGGUUUGCAGUAUCGAAACCAUAUCUUGUUGUAACAAGCAGCUGAAAAUUUGCUACAAAGUCUGAAGUUUGCUCUUUUCACUUUUAUAAGCUGGGCACUUUUUGGUCUCCCUGUGUUUACAUAUCCAGGUUGCCUUGCGCAUUUAUUAGUCCAGACAUUUUUGUAGUCCUAGAAUUCACUAUUGUUGUUGGUGGUAGUCCUAGAUAUAGACAUUUUCAUGACAGUGAAGUUUAUCAUUGCACAAAAAUACAGACUGAACUCUAUUUUUGGGGGGUCGUUGGUAGCAACCCAACUUUUGAGGUGAAAUCUUUGGGACACAUAUGACAAUAUCACAAUAUAAUGUUUUGAAUUAUUUGAUAAAAUGGGUGUUCAAGUGUUGAUUUAACCAAGUUUUCAAUGAGACCGUCCUUUGUCCGGAUAACUCCUUUGGAAAGAUGUCCCACCAUCGACAGUCAGGGUAUCAUUCAAGGUUAUUUUUGUUCAUCAUACGUCCAGGCCCCAGUAUUGCCAAAAAGUCAUUAAAAAUCGGCUGAUUUGCCUUGAAACAGUUCAAACAUGGCACUGUACUUGGUAGUGUUUUGUCUCAUUGAAUUAGGAAUGGUACUGUAUUUUAUACAAGGCGCUAUCAGUCUCAAGCAUAAUUUUGUAUAAAUGUAGCGUAAAAGUUUACAAUGUUGAUAAUAAUAGUUGUGUUGUUGGUUUUUGGUUAACUUUGUAGAAUCUGUAGAGUUCUGGUGGACACAGCGUGGGAUGGGUGUCCAGCCAUUUAGUGCCUAUAAAACCUCACUAAUACCCUUUAAACAGUUGAAGAAGAUUAUGUUGUUGUUGAUACUGAUUUUUGUUUGAAACUUUACAAACAACUGCUGAAAUUAUGGGCGUUAAAUAACGUUGUUGUUUAGAUGUUUGUACGUCAAGGCCGUAUUGUUCUUUUGCUGCCUGGAUAAAAACUGAGUGAUAAUUUUAUUGUGAUAUGAAGUGUGGAACAAUCCAACUUACUGGAAAAGUUAAUUGGUGCUUGGUAAACUGGAAAUCGUCCUGUUAAGUCAUGAAAUGAACAUUGUGUGAACAAAUAUUUGUAAAAGAGUCUGUAAGAUUUUGUGAGCCUCCACAUGACAUAAAAAUGUCUUUGCUCUUUGUUUUGUUGAUAUUUUCCCUCCUGUUAAAUUCACAUGUACUGACUUUUUAAGCUUGACUGCUUAUCUGGAACCCUACCCUUUACAUCCUCACUCUCAUGCUUCUGUAGUUGUAUUUUGUAAUUUUUUGGGCGAGAGACUUAGCAAUCUCAAAAACUUGGCGGUCAAGAUGUAAUCUAUACUAUUUAAACCUCUUUCAGCUGAACAUGGUCCUAGUUGAUUGUUGACAAGUUGUACCACAGAAUAUUAUGGUGGAUCUUCACAACUGGCUUUGGCCUUAAUAAUGCAUAUUGAAAUUUCGUGAGCUUUGAUUUAUACAAAUUCGUACAAAUUCAUUCAAUUCGUACAAAUUUCAGAAGGUGUUCAGCUUCUAAGUGGGAUUAUUUUCUAUUAGAUGAGUUUACAAUGUUUUGAACCAUUUGCUGAGGAGCUAACUUGUAAAUUCAAGAUAACCAGUUUAAGUUAACCACAGUAACGUCAGGCUUAUAUUUUUGGUUUGGGUUCUAUCAGGAUUGUUGUCAAAUAUUUUCAAAAUAAAUAUUCAUUAUUAUUAACUUA
Molecule: messenger RNA, 6878 nt
Organism: Lineus longissimus
Lineage: Eukaryota; Metazoa; Nemertea; Pilidiophora; Heteronemertea; Lineidae
Product: anoctamin-10-like
Exons: 13
Coding region: 74-2113 (679 amino acids)
Source: RefSeq, a predicted model, not a curated record